UGGCUCCUCCCCCAUCAGGAGGCGGGGCAAACAGGGCCAGGUAACUGCUAAGAUUGGCUGGCUAUGGAGGCUUGGUGAUCCAGCUUCUACUGUCACGUGGUGUGCGCUGUUUUCUUAUCACGUGGCUGCAGCGUAGCACAGGCUGCAUGAGGUGGGGGCGGGCUCCCGCGAUCCUGCUCGGCGGAGUGGCCGCUCUGCUCCUGUCGCUUCUUUGGAUGCCAGCGCUGCUGCCUGUGGCCUCCCGUCUUCUGUUGCUACCCCGAGCCCUGCUCUCCAUGGCCGCUGGAAGUCCCCCGUCCCAGCCCUCGCCGGCUUCGGGCUCCAGCUACGUCCCCGGCUCAGUCUCAGCAGCCUUUGUCACCUGCCCCAAUGAGAAGGUCGCCAAGGAGAUCGCUAGGGCUGUGGUGGAGAAGCGCCUAGCAGCCUGUGUCAAUCUCAUCCCUCAGAUUACAUCCAUCUAUGAAUGGAAAGGAAAGAUUGAAGAGGACAGUGAGGUGCUAAUGAUGAUUAAAACCCAAAGUUCCUUGGUUCCAGCUUUAACAGAUUUUGUUCGUUCUGUGCACCCUUAUGAAGUUGCAGAGGUGAUUGCACUGCCUGUGGAGCAGGGGAACUCCCUGUAUCUACAGUGGGUGCGCCAGGUCACAGAGUCUGUUUCUGACUCCAGCACAGUCCUACCAUGAGCAGCCCUGUCCCCACCAUGAUCCCCUCAUAUACAUCAGUGCCGCCGUCUGACUGCCAAGUGAUGACUGUGUCCCCAAUAAAUCUUACUUUGGUUC
Molecule: messenger RNA, 776 nt
Organism: Trichechus manatus latirostris (Florida manatee)
Lineage: Eukaryota; Metazoa; Chordata; Mammalia; Sirenia; Trichechidae
Gene: CUTA
Product: cutA divalent cation tolerance homolog
Exons: 7
Coding region: 147-680 (177 amino acids)
Biological process (GO): response to metal ion
Molecular function (GO): copper ion binding
Source: RefSeq, a predicted model, not a curated record